Molecule: messenger RNA, 1931 nt
Organism: Rosa rugosa (rugosa rose)
Lineage: Eukaryota; Viridiplantae; Streptophyta; Magnoliopsida; Rosales; Rosaceae
Product: glycerol kinase
Exons: 4
Coding region: 177-1754 (525 amino acids)
Biological process (GO): glycerol metabolic process; triglyceride metabolic process; glycerol-3-phosphate biosynthetic process
Cellular component (GO): mitochondrion
Molecular function (GO): glycerol kinase activity
Source: RefSeq, a predicted model, not a curated record
UGCUGACAUUUUGGAUAGUCCACAUUCUUGGGAAUAACUACAUCAUAGUCUCUUGUGUCUUUUCUUUAAAUACCAAAGUUUUGAGCUUUAGAAACCCAAACAAAGUUCUGAGCUUUAGAAAACCAAACAAAGUUUUGAGCUUUGAUCUCAGGGAGAAGAAGAGAAGAGAAGAGAAGAUGUCUAAGCAAGCAGAGGAGGAAGUGUAUAUUGGGUCAAUUGACCAAGGGACCACCAGCACCAGAUUCAUUAUCUAUGAUCAUUUGGCGCGCCCAGUUGGGUCUCACCAGGUCGAGUUCACUCAGGUCUACCCGGAAGCAGGAUGGGUGGAGCAUGAUCCAAUGGAGAUAUUGGAGAGCGUGAGAGUUUGUAUGGCUAAGGCUCUGGACAAGGCCACCGCCGAUGGGCACAACGUCGACAGUGGCUUGAAGGCGAUUGGGUUGACCAAUCAGAGAGAGACCACUCUCGUUUGGAGUAAAUCCACUGGCUGCCCUCUUUACAAUGCUAUUGUUUGGAUGGAUGCUCGUACCAGUUCUGUUUGCAGAAAAUUGGAGAAAGAGUUAUCUGGGGGCAGAACUCAUUUUUCAGAGAUAUGUGGUUUGCCCAUAAGCACCUAUUUCAGUGCUAUGAAGCUGCUAUGGUUGAUGGAGAAUGUCGAUACUGUUAAGGAGGCUAUUAAAUCAGGGGAUGCUCUGUUUGGAACUAUAGACACUUGGUUAAUCUGGAACUUAACCGGUGGUCUCAAGGGAGGGGUACAUGUCACGGAUGUCUCCAACGCGUCACGCACUAUGCUCAUGAAUCUUAAGACUCUUGAGUGGGAUCAACCCACCUUGGAUACCUUGGGAAUUUCCGCUACAAUUCUCCCCAAAAUUGUCAGCAACUCUGAGGUCAUUGGAAAUAUUGCCAUUGGAUGGCCAAUUACUGGGAUCCCAAUUUCUGGAUGUUUAGGUGAUCAACAUGCAGCAAUGUUAGGUCAGGCUUGCAGGAAAGGUGAGGCCAAGAGCACUUAUGGAACUGGUGCUUUUAUUCUUCUGAACACUGGUGAAGAGAUAACUCUGUCGAAGCAUGGGCUUCUAAGCACUUUGUCAUUCAAACUUGGACCUAAAGCUCCUGUAAAUUAUGCUCUAGAAGGAUCCAUUGCUAUUGCUGGAGCUGCAGUUCAGUGGCUUAGGGACGGUCUUGGGAUUAUUAAGAGUGCAAGUGAGAUUGAGGCAUUGGCAUCACAGGUUGAAUCUACUGGUGGAAUUUAUUUUGUGCCUGCCUUUAACGGAUUAUUUGCUCCCUGGUGGCGUGAUGAUGCUCGUGGAGUUUGUAUUGGUAUGACAAGGUUUACAAACAAGGCUCACCUUGCUCGAGCGGUGCUCGAGAGUAUGUGUUUCCAGGUGAAAGAUGUGCUAGAUUCAAUGCACAAAGAUGCUGGAGAGAAGGGAGAGGUUAAGAACGAGAAGGGAGAGUUCUUGCUCAGAGUGGAUGGUGGCGCUACUGUUAAUAACCUUCUAAUGCAGAUCCAGGCGGACAUGAUGGGCAGCCCAGUUGUAAGGCCAGCUGAUACUGAGACAACAGCUCUCGGAGCUGCUUAUGCUGCUGGAUUAGCUGUUGGUGUUUGGACUGAAGAACAGAUCUUUGCUUCUGAAGACAAGACGAGGACUUCCACCACCUUCCAUCCAAAAAUAGGUGAAGAGUUGAGGAAGAAGAAGUUGGAGUCAUGGUGCAAAGCUGUUUCAAGAACUUUUGAUUUGGCCGAUCUUUCGCUUUGAUGUAGUACUCUCCUCGCUUCCCUGUUAUCCUUACUAUUAAUACUUAUUUGAUAAGAUCUUUGUGAAUAAUAGCAAAAUAUUUGCUAAUAUCCGACUAUUGUUAGCAUGAAAAUCCAACUCUUUCUGUGCCCAAACUACAAAGAAACUAAAUGAGAAUCAACUGAUUAUCUUUCUAGA